CCGAGGCGGAACUGUCCUAACUUUGACUGGAAGAAGCUGUUUAGUGGGAAGUAUAGUAACUUGGGCGGGCAAUCGCGAACUUUUUACUGUUCUGAAGAUGGGGGAAGAAUGUGAUCAGUUACGAAAACACUUGAAAGAGAAUGGUCAGGAGCAUCUGAUGAAAUUUUAUGACACGCUAUCGCAGGAUCAACAGUUGGCGUUUCUCCGCGACCUUCAAAGCAUCGACUACCCGAAGAUGAAACUCGCGUUCGAGAAGACGACGGCUGAGGCGACAACUCUACAAAAGAAGGACGAAAAUUUGCGGCCAGUUCCUCCAGAGCAGGUUGGCAGUGUCAUCGGAGCAGAAAACCAAAACAGUGUCGCCAUCUGGAGAAAUCAAGGACUGCAAGCAAUAAGCGAAGGUAAAGUCGCUGUACUACUUCUUGCUGGUGGUCAAGGUACUCGGUUGGGAGUUAAUUUUCCGAAGGGAAGGUACGAUGUCGGUUUACCAUCAGGGAAAACCCUCUAUCAGCUGCAAGCUGAGAGGAUCUUGAAACUGCAGGAGCUGGCUUACGAACACACUGGAGGUGGAGCUACGAUUCCAUGGUACAUCAUGACCAGUGAACAUACAAUGGUUGACACAGCAGAGUACUUCCAGAAUCACAAAUAUUUUGGACUCCAAGAAGAUGACGUGAUUCUCUUUGAGCAGCAUACCCUUCCAUGUUUCACCUUUGAAGGUAAAAUCAUUCUUGACCAACCUGGUAAAGUUUCCAGAGCUCCUGGAGGAAAUGGGGGCUUGUAUGAAGCUCUUCAUGAGAAUUGUCACAUUGACAAGAUGCGAGAACGUGGAAUAGAGUAUGUCCAUGUCUAUUGCGUUGAUAAUAUCCUGGUCAAGAUGGCGGAUCCUGUUUUCAUUGGAUUUUGUAUUGACAAGUCAGCAGAAUGUGGUGCUAAGGUUGUAGAGAAGAAAAGGCCCGAGGAGAGGGUAGGGGUAGUUGUCAAAUGCAAUGGGAAAUAUCAGGUUGCAGAGUACAGUGAAAUCUCUGAAGAGCUGCAGAAGAAAAGGGACCCUGAUGGAAAACUUACUUUUCGUGAAGGAAACAUUUGCAACCACUUCUUUACCAUUGACUUUUUGGAAAAAAUUGUCAAAGAGCUUGAGCCAUCCCUAAAAUAUCACAUUGCUGAGAAGAAGAUUCCAUAUGUUAAUGACAGUAGGAAACGGAUUGAGCCUGAUAAACCCAGUGGAAUAAAACUGGAGAAGUUUGUCUUUGAUGUUUUUGAAUUUGCAGAAAAAUUUGCUGUCUUAGAAGUUGCCAGAGAAGACGAAUUCUCUCCUCUCAAAAAUAAGAAAGGUUCACAAACAGACAGCCCAGAAACAGCUUUAAGGGACUUGCUAAAUUUGCAUCAUAAGUACAUAAUCAAAGCUGGGGGAACAUUUGCUGACAGCACAAAAGACGGUUCUUCACUUUGUGAAAUAUCUCCCCUUCUCUCUUAUGCCGGAGAGGGAUUGGAAGAAGUAGUGAAAGGCAAGCAGUUCUCAGCAACAAAGACUAUUCAUCUGAAAGCUGAGAGUGAGGAAGGAAAAAAUGGAGAGCUACCAUGCAAGAACGUCAAGGAGGGUUAAAAAUAUAUGCUGGUCAUAGGAAUCUUUCAAUUGCUGAAAAAUUUUAUUUUCAUUUCAUUAUAGUUACAGGGGUUUCAUUAAGGGCCUGGGCACCAGACAAAUUGACCAGUUGUGAGAAGGUUUUUGCCCACCUGGUUUGACCAUCUGUAGGAAAGUUUAUCUUAUAACGAAGUUCAGUUCAAAAAGUUUUGCCCGCCUUUGA
Messenger RNA from Stylophora pistillata, 1805 nucleotides. Its product is annotated as UDP-N-acetylhexosamine pyrophosphorylase. The record is from RefSeq and is a predicted model, not a curated record. Gene Ontology annotation, molecular function: UDP-N-acetylglucosamine diphosphorylase activity. NCBI's taxonomy places the organism in Eukaryota, Metazoa, Cnidaria, Anthozoa, Scleractinia, Pocilloporidae. Gene Ontology annotation, biological process: UDP-N-acetylglucosamine biosynthetic process.